ACCGCUUGGCAGAGUGACUGUGUUUGAGAGAGGUUGAGAAAUCUGUUGUGGUGACAGAGGAAGAGAGAGCAAAAUGAGAGAGAGAUAAGCACGCAAGAGAAAGCCAUAAUGUGGGGAGGAUCUACUCAUUUGUAACAAACCUACAGACCUCAAAAGCACACUGUAACUUUGUAUGGAAGGAGGAGUGGAGUUGGAAGCAUUUUUUUGGAGGUCAUGGAAACCACACCUUUCCCUACACCUUCCCCUGCACCUGAUGAGUGUAAGAAUUUAACUUCUAACUCCUCCAACAUUGGUGAACCACAGAUGGUGAUUCUGGGUGCACUCAUGUCCAUUCUUGUUCUGGUCAUCGUCUUCGGCAAUGUAUUGGUGAUUACAGCCAUUGGCCGCUUCCAACGACUUCAGACCGUCACAAACUGCUUCAUUACGUCACUUGCGUGUGCAGACCUGGUCAUGGGAUUGGUGGUGGUGCCUUUCGGUGCCAUUUUCAUCAUCCUUGACACAUGGCACUUUGGCAAAUUCUGGUGUAAUUUCUGGACGGCCACCGAUGUUCUGUGCGUCACAGCCAGUAUCGAGACACUCUGUGUCAUCGCUUUGGAUCGCUACCUCGCCAUAACAUCGCCCUUCCACUACCAGUCCUUACUGACCAAGGGCAGAGCUCGCAUCACUGUGCUGCUGGUGUGGGUCAUUGCUGGGCUCAUUUCCUUCCUACCCAUCUAUAUGGGUUGGUGGAUUUCCGAUAGUAAUGUUGCAAAGUGCUGCUUGAAGAAUGUUACCUGCUGUGACUUCAACACCAAUCGCACUUAUGCCAUCAUCUCAUCCAUAAUCUCUUUCUACAUCCCCCUGGUCAUCAUGAUUUUCGUCUACAGCCGCGUCUUCCAGGAGGCAAGGAAGCAGCUGAAGAAGAUAGACAAAAGUGAGGGACGAUUUCAUGCUCAGAACAACGGCAAAAAGCAAGAGGCGGCAACCAUCCACUGUGAGGCAAGGACUGCCAAGAAACCCAAGUUCUGCUUGAAGGAACAUAAAGCUUUGAAGACUUUGGGCAUCAUUAUGGGUAUAUUCACGCUGUGUUGGCUCCCAUUCUUUGUAUUACAUGUGGUCACAGCAAUAUAUGGCAAAGAACUGAACAAUAUUGCAUUCAAAAUCUUAAACUGGAUAGGUUACGCUAACUCAGCCUUUAACCCACUGAUAUACUGUAGAAGUCCAGAAUUUAGGUACGCUUUCAAGGAGAUCCUAUGCCUCAACAGGUCACACUACCCUAACAUUAGGCCAGUCAAUGGAUAUGCAUAUAGUGGGCACAGCUGGCAAAGUGAGCACCGAGGGCGAAGCAAAGGCAGCUCAGAAGACAGUGACCCAGCUGAGGGCAACUCUGAGAAAGAGGGAUGCAUGUCAGCAGAUAAAACAGACCCUAAUGGGAACUGCAGUAAAAACAUAAUGUGUUGUAAAUCACCUUGCGAGUCCUGACUCGUUCCACUGUGACCUCUGAAUGUGUCACAUAAGGACAGGUUAUGCCUCAUCUGGUAAGUGGCCAACGGUGGGGGUGUGUUGGAAAAAGGGACAUUUUUAAAUGUUUGUAUUCCUCAUCUACCUCAUUGCUUUCUCUUCUAGAUUCACUUGCUCUAUCGGUUCAUUUCACCAUGACCUCGCUCAAAAAACUAUUUGUGCCUUUAAAAAGUAGUUUUUGCUAAAGAAAAUGGCAUACUAAAGGCUAAAAAAGCUUAUAAAUUCAGUGUUAAAUGAAAAGAAAUGCUUGCAGAUAUUGUACUUCUUUGAUAGCAAAAAGACACUUUGAAGUGGUUGUUCACUAAAGUGACAUUUUUUCUAAAAGAGUGAUAUUUUUGCUUAAACUGAGGAACAGAGUUGCAGUUUUAAAGAGUGAUUUGCUUUCAUUAGAUUAACAGAGUAACUUCUGAAAUAUUAUUACUGUAACUUAGCUAAAAUUGGAUGCUUAAAUAUUACAUCAUUCAGUUAUUCAGGCUCACAUACUGUAUGCACAAAAGACAAGCAUUACUUCACAUAAAGUAUAAGGUUCAAUCUUGUAAAACAGGCCAUUUCUGACGAUACAGAAACAAAUUACACCACAUAAAAAUUCUUACACCUGCCACAGCCCUGUUUUAGAGUACAUCUAAAAAUGUCUCUGUUAAAACUGACCCAAUUGGUGAGUCAGCACAGAAACAACGCCUCUUACCACAAUGAAAGAGGAAGAGAAACCAUAUGUUCAUACCAGCUUGUUUAAGGAAAUUGCUUAAUUAUAAAGUUCAGUCUUUUAGUCAUGUGAUUUUUUAAGCUGAGUAACCUUAGAUAGAAGUCCACAAAUAUAAACCAUUUUAUGCUAAUGCACAAUGUCACAUUUUCACAGUAUAAACAAAAAUCUGUAUCUCUUGCUUAAAACAUGUUCGAUAUCAGAACUUCUGUGGGGGCCCGUUUUGAUCUGCAUUAUGUCAUUUCGGGUCCCUCAGCAGGCACAGUCCUGAAUGCUGCCAAAUCCUCAAUUAUUCACCCUAGGACUAUUCUUAACAUUUUCCAGUAAAAUAAGCAACAAGUCUCAACAAAUGAGCAACACAAGUUCAACAAGCCUCCGUGUAAAUCCUUGAGUUUCAGUGUUUAUCAAAGUCAUUAUGUGAUUCCCUCUCAAAAAAAUAAAUAAAUAAACAUUAUCUAGAAAGAUAAAUAAAUUAGGAGGCAUCGAGUUUCCUGUCAGGCUCAGCUAAUGCAUGCAGUGCAAAACACGCAGCAGUUUCCCUGUUCCUCACUCACUCACACACUCAUACAGUAUUUCUGACCCAGGCGUUUAAUCUAAUGUUCCAUGUAUAUCAUAAACUGCAUAAGUGGUAAACCGUUUCAAUGCUUUUCAGUGUCGGUGAACUAUUAAUUUAGGGCAAGUGUCUCUCUGUUACUGUGCAGCCUGUUUAUGCUGUCGAAAACUGUGAACUUUGCUCUUUAGGAAAUCUCUUCAUAUCAGUUGUGGAUUUUGUUGUCUUGAUCAAUUUUAUGUGCAAAGCAAAACACUUUGAGGAUUUCAAACAUUUCUACAUGUUUACUUUUCAUGGAUAAAAUGUAGAGAUAAAAUAUUUCUGUUUCAAUUAAGCAUUACAUCAAAGUGCAGUUUAAAACCAGCUUCCUAAAGGGCGCACUGUAAAUCUGUCCAAGAUUUUACAUUGGAAUCAUAAGUCAAACAAUGUCAAUAUAUACAGAUUUAAAUAAUGCUGUGUCGCUGUAAACACGGGACUAUUAAGCAACAGCGUGCAGGUCCUUUUUCAGUAAGUGAAAGUGGAUGUGACACUGCACCCUUCUGGGAAGGAUUUUCUCUGCAUGUAGAUCACAGUAACCUCUCGUGUGAAACUCUGACCUGUACCUCCUUGUGCUAAAUGAAAUAUUUGUGCAAUCUUUGCUUUGAUUGUGGUAAUGUGAUUUACUGUUGUGUUAAAAUUUUAUAAUAAUAUUGCCUUCUCUGUGGACACGCUUAACCUUUUGAGUAAAGUGUUUACAUUCAUAAAUGUCUUUCAGUUAGACUUAGGUCACAGAUUAUUUGCAUGCAAAUUGCCAUGGAUUGCACUUUCAUGUUAGUGAUUAAGCAAUGCUGUGGAGUUAAUCAUGCUAUAGACAUCAUAUUGAUGCCACCUUCAACAUUAAUGUGCACUAAGUAUUUUUUCAAUAUUAAGUUUAACGAAUACAUAAAAAUUUGUAGAGUCUAAUCACUUCAUUGCAUUCCAUCAUCUGUGUCUGUACAGCUGAAAAGGGAACAAGACAUUUCAUAGGCCCCUUUUGGCAUUAAAAUGUUCUGCUUCACAGUUUGAAACAGACAUUUUGUAAAUUGCCUGGAAGGAGAUUAAUUGUCACAUUUGUAAGUACAGACACAGUGUGGGCAGCCUCUUACUGAUGCAUGAAGAUGUGACUAAAAAUGGCCUGAAUAUUGCUUUAAUGAUAUAAGAGUAGAUUUCAAAUUCAUAAUGCAAAUGAAAAAGUUCAAUGAAAGCUUCCCACUCAACAACCUUUUUAGAAACUCUUAAUUCAUGGCAUGUGUACUGUAUAUAAUGUUGUUCCAGUAUGAUGUUUACUUACAUUUCUUUGAGCUACUUUCGCACAAGAUUGAUCACUGUUUUGUUGAACUACAGUGAAGUACGUUCAACAAUAUUUGUCUAUAGUGUUAUUUAUGAAAUACAAGUGUCAUGCCAUUCGUAUUCUGUAAUUAAAUGAUGUAUUUAAUGUA
Messenger RNA from Cyprinus carpio (common carp), 4207 nucleotides. Its product is annotated as beta-2 adrenergic receptor-like. The record is from RefSeq and is a predicted model, not a curated record. Gene Ontology annotation, biological process: norepinephrine-epinephrine-mediated vasodilation involved in regulation of systemic arterial blood pressure; negative regulation of smooth muscle contraction; adenylate cyclase-activating adrenergic receptor signaling pathway. Gene Ontology annotation, molecular function: norepinephrine binding; beta2-adrenergic receptor activity. Gene Ontology annotation, cellular component: membrane. NCBI's taxonomy places the organism in Eukaryota, Metazoa, Chordata, Actinopteri, Cypriniformes, Cyprinidae.